This is a messenger RNA of Schistosoma turkestanicum, 1035 nucleotides long. Lineage: Eukaryota; Metazoa; Platyhelminthes; Trematoda; Strigeidida; Schistosomatidae. The record is from the annotation of a GenBank genome assembly.
AUGGUAAAUUCUACUCGGUCACAUGUAGAAUCAAAGAUUACUAAUUUAAGUACUGUAUUUCCUCCCAAUUAUCGAAGUUCAAUGUCAUCAAUUCGUGACAAUUAUCCCUUAUCGUCUAGUAAUUCUAGAAGGACUUCGAUGAAUUCUACUCAUGUUUCAUUACCUCGAAAACAGUAUGGUCUACCGGUUUUUUCUCCUGAAAUGAACUCUAAUUCAAUUGAUUCAACAUGUGACUUGAAGUUAUCUAGUCUAACAGACAUAUCAUCUGCGGUUACGAACAAUGAAUUAGACGAGCCACAGCAAUUCGAUUUCUCUAUAGGUGGGAGGCAUAUUAACUCAUCACACUGUAAGUCAGCGUCAUUACAAUCUUAUUCUUCUGAAACACCGUCCUCAGCUUCCAUACCAACAGAAUCUGAUGAGAGUAUUUCUACAUCUGCCAACUUUCCAUUAAAUAUAAAUGAUAAUCCAUUACCCUUUGUUUCUACCCCUACAAACGAGAAUACAUUAGUCGACCGAAACCGUGGUCGAAGUCGUAAUCGAAGUAAUCGAUCUAACUCACUUAGCAAAAAUUCAUUUAAUAAUCGUGAUAAAUGUCAAACAAAUUCUGAUACUGAUCAAGAAACCUUAACAUUUCGUGACACUACUCAAAAAUCUACAACUUCGCAUUCUGAACACUUUUCACAAAGUUCCAAAUCGUUAUCGAUUGCUGCCAGUAACCGUUCGGAGAAUUCAAAUCGUCGACGCGAUCCUGUUGAAGUAACAGAUUCCUCUCCCAAAUGCCAGUCAUAUCCAUUUGUUUCUGAGAGGACUCCCAGUAAUACUCCGACAUUACAAGAUCCAUUCCAAUUAAACUCUGGUAACCAACGAAUGGAUUCAAUGCUAAGUGCUGUUUAUCAGCAAGCUGCUGCAAUGAAUCUAGCUACAUGUGUAAUCCCUGUAACUGCUGCAGCUCUAUAUAGUCAACUUAUGUUGGCAUGUUCUGGAUCAGCCAUUCCACCGGAUAUCGGAUCACCUAAUAUUAAUUUAGCAAUCUAA